ACAAUGAAACGCUGUAGCGCUUUUAACGAAGGAUUCUCAUUCGAUCCAAAUGAUGUUUCAAUUCCAGUGAAGAGCAAGAAAAAAAAGAAAGCGAAGGAGGUGGAGAAAGAAUCUGACGAAGAAUUAAAGUCAUCGCUCUCUACAAUUGAUCUCCUGAUUCAAAAUGUGACAAAAGAGAAGAAAGAUUUCUAUAGCAGAGUAUUGCAACAUACAAAGGAACAAGCGAAGAAGGCGGACGUGGUGAAAGCGAAGAACAGUAGUGUGAAGCAGAAGGCGAUGAAGAGAGAUGGUAACUUGGAGGACUUUACUGCCAUUCCGGCUGUGAAGGAUGAAGAGGAGGAGGACUUCCUCAGAUUCGACGAGAUGCAUCUCUCCCGUCCACUACUCAAAGGCAUCAGUGCCAUGGGUUAUGAUGUACCUACUCCCAUUCAGCAAGCAUGUGUUCCAAUCGGCCUACAAGGAAAGGAUAUUUGUGCCUGCUCAUCCACUGGAACGGGAAAGACAGCCGCCUUCAUGCUGCCCAUUCUGGAGAGACUUCUUUUCAAACCAGCUAACGGGGUUGCAGUUACGAGAGUACUUGUGCUGUUGCCUACGAGAGAACUCGCGGUGCAAGUGUUCCAGGUUUCAAAAAGCUUGGCAAAAUUCUCCAAGAUUCAGAUAACUCUUGCUACUGGUGGCUUGGAUCUGAAGACACAAGAGGACGCUGUUAGACGGUUCCCUGAUGUCCUCAUUGCCACUCCUGGUAGACUAAUUGACAUUUUAGUCAACACGCCUAGCUUUCACCUGCAAAAUAUCGAAAUUUUGGUUUUGGACGAAGCUGAUCGGAUUCUUGACGAGUCCUUUGAGGAUCAAAUCAAAGAAAUUGUCAAGGGAUGUUCCCGGAGUAGGCAAACCAUGUUGUUUUCUGCCACAAUGUCAGACCAGGUCAGAGAUCUAGCUGUUGUGUCGUUGCGCGACCCGGUCAAGAUUUAUGUCGACUCAAGUUUGGGAGUGGCUCAGAACUUGAGACAAGAGUUUGUGAGAAUUCGACCUCAGAUGGAACCGUACAGAGAAGCAAUGCUGGUGUCACUUUUAGUUCGAAACUUCACUAAUCGUAUUAUUGUUUUUGUGCCAACGAAACAAUUGGCGAGACGUAUGCAUAUUGUUUUGGGGCUUUUUGGACUUUCAGCUGGUGAACUCCAUGGAAACAUUCCUCAAACUAUAAGGCUGGACACGCUAAACAGAUUCAAAGAUGGUAAGUUUGAAGUGCUGAUUGCUACAGACGUGGCGGCUAGAGGCUUGGACAUCAAGGGAGUGACAACUGUAAUCAACUAUUCCAUGCCAAAGACCUACAAGCAGUAUAUACACAGGGUGGGAAGAACAGCCAGAGCUGGGAAAAGUGGAGUUUCACUGACCUUAUAUGGAGAGCAAGACCGGAAAAUUAUGAAAGAGGUUCUGAAGUACUCGAGGACAACGUUGAAAAAUCGAAGCAUACCUUCUGAAGUUAUCGAGUAUUACAAAGGAGUUUUGGAUGCUAUUGAAGUAGAUAUUGAAAGUGUCAAUUCGCACGAGGACGCAAAUGCCGACAUUUACAAAUUGGAGGCUAGAAUCAAAAAAGCGGAAGCAACUUUGACGCAACAUGAGGAUCUCUAUGGGAUGCCAGGAGCCAAAAAUAGUGUAAGUUCGGAGUCCGAACGAACUUGGUUCCAGUCUCACAGAGAACGGAUGGAGAAAAAACUGAGUAACAAGCUUGCAGAAUAUGCCGAGAGUUGUGAAACGUCUGAAAAGAAAAAGUCUCUGACAAAACAAGAGAAAAAAAUUCAAUCCAGAAAAGCAGAGGUGGCUCAGGCUAGAGAUAAAGAGGAAAAAAAAUUAAUAAAAAGUCAGUAUCUCGACGCAAAGAGGGCAAAACGAGGAAAGAAAAAGUAGUUGUUUUGUGAGUUUUUUAAAAUCCUGAAUGAUUGAUUUAUCGAGUUUAAAUUGAUGUCUUAAUAAUUUUUUGAUUUAAUUCAGAUGACUGACUUCACUUUAAAAUCAAAUUUCAAUCUAGAAAGAACUGGAG
Molecule: messenger RNA, 2041 nt
Organism: Symsagittifera roscoffensis
Lineage: Eukaryota; Metazoa; Xenacoelomorpha; Acoela; Convolutidae
Product: probable ATP-dependent RNA helicase DDX27
Exons: 5
Coding region: 4-1908 (634 amino acids)
Molecular function (GO): ATP binding; nucleic acid binding; RNA helicase activity
Source: RefSeq, a predicted model, not a curated record